Molecule: messenger RNA, 2153 nt
Organism: Doryrhamphus excisus (bluestripe pipefish)
Lineage: Eukaryota; Metazoa; Chordata; Actinopteri; Syngnathiformes; Syngnathidae
Source: RefSeq, a predicted model, not a curated record
UGUGUUAGCUUUAGCAAGUGUAUUCUGUAUACAUGAGCAGCUUUAUCGUGCGCGGUGUUGGUAUUACGAUAAUGAUUAUAGAAUUAUAAAACACGAUUCGAACGAAGUAUAAUGGCGUUUUAUCGGCUGCUGUGCACCUAUAGCUAACAGUGCUCCUCGCAGACAGGGUCAUGUAACCAUAGAAGCAAGGUGACAACGUGAUAACGAAGCCAUUUACGUCAUAUUUACUUUACUUUUGAAUGAUCGGAAAAAGUCACCAUCCACUAAAGAGAGUAAACAUCGCAAAUACAGUAUAGCAUACAGUGUACUACUCAAUAUGCUAUAACUACCGUGUUAUGCUAAAUGUACAAAUCAGUAAUGCCCCCCAACCCUAUGUGUCUCUUACAAGGUUACAAGUUUGGUGGAAAUACAAGGUUUUGAGGUACUCCGCAUGGAUUCUUCAUGUUAAUCUCGGGUUUUUUGAAGCUGAGUCGAGCGGAGGUACGUGUGGGGAGACUGGCGGCUCAACUCAGCAAAGUGGCCAUGUCCACCUCUGAAGCCAACCGCGAGGCUCCGACUGCAGCCAUCCUCAUCAUCGGAGACGAGAUACUCAAGGGCCACACCGCGGACACCAACAGCACCUUCCUCACGCGAGCGUUAAGGAAGCUCGGCGUGUCCGUGCAGCGUAUAACGGUCAUACCAGACGUCCAGGAGGUCAUCGCCAAGGAAGUGGCCCUUCUUUCAUCUCAGCACACCCACCUCAUCACUUCCGGCGGCAUCGGUCCCACACACGACGACGUCACCUUCGAGAGCGUCGCCAUGGCUUUCCAAGAGGAGCUCUAUCCCCAUCCCGAGCUUUCCCGGCUGGUGGAGGAGUUCUUUGGAAAAGCGGAUAAAAACAGUGCGUUCGUGAAGCUGGCCAUGGUGCCCCGGUCAGCGAAACUCAACUACGGAACGGACCCUCAGACUGGAAAACCUCUUCGCUAUCCACUGGUAUUUGUGGCCGCAGAUGAGGCCCAAAUCGCCCCUGUGCUCACCAAACUGCAGGCCGCCUGGGGCCGCAAGGUCGCCCUCGGCUCCUACCCGGACUGGCUGAGCAACUACCACAGAGUCAGGCUGGUCCUGGACUCCGACAGCCAGGAGGAAGUGGACAAAGCUCGGGCGCAUCUGAUCGACGACCUGCCCAAGGGGAGCGUGGUGCCGCUGGUCACCGACCCGGUGGCCAUCGCCACCGCUGAGGUGUACACGCUAGCCAAUAGCGGCACACCGCUGGGCGAGAAAGUUGCGUCGGCGCUGAAAACGAUGGAGGCGGCGUUGGAUCAGUAUUCCACCGAGGAGGUCUGCGUCGGUUUUAACGGCGGCAAAGACUGCACGGCACUGCUGCAUCUCUACUACGCCGCCAUGAAGCGGCGCUACCCGGACAGUAAAGACAAGGUGAAAGCUCUUUACAUCCGCAUCGUCUCCCCAUUCCCAGAAAUGGAGAGGUUCCUCCAGGAUACUAUAAAAAGGUACGACCUGGACCUGUUCUCUGUGGAGGGCAGUAUCCGCCAAGCCCUGAUCGACGUCCACGAGCGGAAGCCGGAGCUGAAAGCCGUCCUGAUGGGCACCAGGAGGAGCGACCCUUACUCUGUCACUCUCACACCCAUGUGUCCCACCGACCCCGGCUGGCCCCCCUACAUGAGAGUCAACCCCUUGCUGGACUGGACUUAUCACGACAUCUGGUCCUUCUUGAGGACGCUAUACGUGCCCUACUGCAUCCUCUACGAUAAAGGGUACACGUCACUGGGCAGCAUGGACAACACGUGUCGAAACACGGCGCUGCAAGUGGUGGACGGGAGGGGGGCGACCCGCUACCAGCCAGCCUACCUGCUGGAGAACGAGGAGGAGGAAAGGAACUCCCGUGCCUGAUAUUUGCUCAGCACUUCACUGACAUUUUUUACUUCAUUCCAGUAGCAGAAAAACUGUCAAAUGAAGACGUGUGUGUGUGUGUGUGUGUGUGUAUGUGCCCAAGUGCCUAGGUGUGUGUUACCGAUGUGCUGCUGAAUAAACCAUCAAUCAAGUCAGCGUUAUCUGCGGUCAUGUGACUAUACGGAGCCACAAUUGAUUGAGCUUGAAUACGAAUCUAUUUGUCUCACUUUUAGAACCAAUAAACUGCCAAAAGACUGCCACCGUUA